AUGGCGGCGGAUUCCGCCGAAGGUUUGUCGAGCGAGUCAAUUCAACAACAAAUCAUGGCUUCUGAGCAAGUUUCUGCGGCCGAAGUUCUCCAAAACACAAUGUCGGCUAGUAUUCCAACAACAAUCCAAACUAUUCCUCGACAAGCUGGCGUAAUCACUACGAUCUCCGCAUCUGCUUUACCCGAGACGAUGACAACUUCAGAAACAAUGAUAGCGACCCAGAGCAUUUCUAUAGAUACUCAGGGAGCUUCAGCCACGUUAAGCGGACAAGAAAUGUCAGAGAGUAUACCUCAAGUCCAACAACACGAGUCAGUGGUGGUAAGCGUGACUGGCACUCAAGAUAGUGUGGUCAUUUCUUCUGAAAAUGUAGCGAUUUCUGCAAGUACCUCACUGGACGCUUCUCAGCAAAUAGCGAAUUUAUCGAGUGCCGUACAAGCGAAUAACCCCUGGGCUGCGCGGCUUCACGACUGUGAGCUCAUAGGGGAUUCCUACAGGGGAUAUGUUACCACUGAAGUAGAAUUGGACUUGAUCCUCACGCUACAUAAACAGCACACCAACAGUUGCUGGGGAACCAGACAAUCCCCUUCUUCAGCUAAACCAUCAAUUCGUCUUAUGUGGAAAUCCCAAUAUGUUCCUUAUGAUGGAAUACCAUUCCUGAAUACAGGUAUUUUGGGCUAGUUAUAGAUCCACCUUUGGUUUGGGGGUCAUUGAAAUAAUAUAAAAGAACCACACUACAGGAAGUGAACAUUGAUAACAAUUUAAUUUAGUUUUAUCAAUCAGUGCCAAGGACCGGAGCCAAAGAAUUUUGAUCAAAUUCAAUCAUCAAUGGAAUUUUUAGGAGGGUGACCCUUGUAACAUUAGCUGCAUCAUAGAGCCUUAUUUACUGCUCUGAUUGCCUCAGUCCUGAUGAUCUUCCAGUUUUUACAUUGGUUUAAUAAGAAAGAUGUAUUUGUUCUAACCAUGGUCUUAAAUGAAGAGGGUAACCCUAGCAGUUUGACAUGUAUCUGACAUUCAGUCUUCAAAUCAGCAUUUUUUCUCACCAGAUUGUAUUACAAAUUUUCUCUCCUGUUUGUUGUACGUUCCUUAUAGUUUAAGCUCCAAGAGUCUGGUUUUAAUUCAAGCAGAGUUUUCUCAAUGUUUUUUCUUCUUCCCAUCACCUUUCUCAUUGACAAGAUACAUAUUGUAGUAUUUGAAGAUCAAGGCAAAUAGGAUUGUAAAUUUUAAAACACUUAACUUUGUGUAAAUUAUAUUUAGUGAUUUCUCUCAGUAUCAGGUUUAUAAGAAGGUGCAGAGUUUUUAAGAAAGGUCUAAAAGCAAAAGUUAGAUCACACACACCCAAAAAAUAUCAGCUUGAAAAUGAACUAGAAUGAAAGAUCCUGGAAAGGGAAAAAUUAUCCACUUAAUUGAACUGUUAUUUUACUCCAGCAAUUAACACUUAGGUAUGAUACAUUUUUAAGGUCGCCGGGCAACAGUUAUGGAAUGUCAAUAUGGUCCAAGAAGAAAAGGUUCUGUAAACAAGAAACAAGUUGACUAUGAUGAACAUGGCCAUCCUGUCAAAAGACAUCGCCCAACUUGUCCUGCAAGGAUAUAUAUCAAAAAAGUGCGCAAAUUUCCAGAGUUUAGGAUAGAUCCAAAUCUGGAGGGAAAAAAUAUUCGUCAGGCUCAGGAAAGAGCACUUACAGCAUUACGGCUUGUAGGGGUUCAUGGAGGAGAAGAGAGGUAACUUAAACAGAGAUUAAAUUGUUAUUUCUGAUUAAAAAAAUAUUUUGUACUAAGGUCAGUAAGAGAGCAGAAUAUGGGAUGCUAGUCCAUCGCAGGGUUACCCCCCAGCACAUUUGCAAAUGAUGGACUAGUAUCCCAUCCAGGGGGGAGUAGCAAUACUCCUAGCCACUUCAUGCUAAGAAAACCGGAGUUAAGCACUGGCCCCAUGGGCCACUUGGGCCCGUAUAAAGGCUUUUUUUUUUUACCAGUAAGAAUUUGGAAAUUAGUGCUUCUUUCUAAGGAACAAUUAUAUUAUAUCAUAUUCUGCUCUCCUGGUCAGUGGAUUUUCGGGUUUUUUAAUGAAAGUCUAAUUCCUACUUUCCUAGGGAUGUUUGCAGCACAAAGAGAACCCACUUGUGAGGUCAUUGUCUGAUCCUGGUGUUAAUCUUUUAGGUACUAUGUGCAGCUCCCUCUUCCAUUAGCUCAUGAAUACCAUGAUGUGGAUGACAUUCCCAUGGACCCUGAUGAGGGUGACAGUCAAGGUCAACGUCUCAAUCCUGAGGUCAUGCAUAAGAUUCGUGAACUCGUGGCUCGAGGUGUCACUGGGAUUUACACUGUUAAGCACUGCUUAAAGGAGUAUGUGGAGAAAGAACUCUUUGUCAACUUAGAACCACCUCCCAGACAUAACAAGUCGUAUUUCCCUACCAUCAUUGAUAUCCAGAAUCAUAUUCACCAAGCACAGAUGGCACUAGCUACUGGAGCUCUUUUGCCACUUCCCCCAGUAAGUUGAGUUGGUUAGUUGCUUUCAAGUGCAUUCAAACUUUAGGUGCAAUUUUUCUUUGUGAAUUUUCUUUUCACUCUCAAGAUCUCUUAAGUAAUUCUCCUUACUGUCUGCAAUACUAUACUUAUGAUUUUAGCUCUGAGAAUUUGUUAUUAGAUCAAUUAAUAACCCCCUAAUCAAUAUUUUUCUUUCUUUUCAUCUUUUGUCUACCUGGUAUGUGAGUUAAGGGUUAAAUAAGAAUGUUAAUUUCCCACUCUCAACACGUGUUGCUUAAAAUAUCCUGAAAGAUUUAAAGUGUUGUUCCUUAGUCUUCUGGUACGUGUUGGCAGGAUCAUUUGCUUCAGUAAACAUACUUAUAUGUAAAAACUGUUAGAGAACUAUCUUGUAAAUAUAAUAAACGAAUUUUUGUCUUAUAUUUUAUAGCUUACAAAUCUCCCACCAAGCUCUCCACAACUCAAAGAGAAAACGCGUAAGCGAAAGCAUCCAACAGAAAAACUAUCACAAUCAUCUCAGACAGCUGAGGCUUUGGCUAGCAUGCAGCAACAGUACCAGUCAGCACGUCCAUCAAUGUUAAGUAAUCAAGAACAAGAACAGUUGAUUCAGCAGGUAGGUCAAGAACUUGCCUCAGACUAGUUUUGUUCCAUAGUAAACAAAAUAAUAAGCUACAUAACUGCAUAAAAUUAAAAAAAAAACAGUGUUACAAAUGACUUUACUGCCAAGAAAGAAAGAAGUUCAAAAUGACUGUAAUCAGUAGCUUUCCCAUCCAUAGUGGAGAAAAAAAGUUUCUAUAUUUGUAAUCUUUUUAGUCUGCCAGCAGGCUCUUAGAGUUUCUGCAGCAUUAGUAGUGGCUUUCGUAGCUCAGUUGGUAGUAGGGCCAACUAAUAUUGAGGAGGCGUGGGUUCAAAUCCCUUUGAAGUUUGAAUUUUUUUCAGGCUUUUCUACAAUUGCUUAAAUUGCAGCAUGCAUGAGGAUCAUUGCUUUUCUUGAUUUUCAGUCCAAAUGAAAUCUAUUUCUAUCAUGACAAAUUAUGAUCAUUGGUGGCAUUGUUAUGCUGCUUACCUGCCCAUCUUCUGUGGCUGAUGGCCACUCACUCAAAAUCACCCAUAAGAGCAUGCUUAACUGUAAUUGAUUUAUCUCAAAUAUUGAUGUCUUGGCUUUUUAGUCAGUACUGAAAUUGCUUUUGUAGUCUGGCAGGGAAAAUUUCCAAGGCAGUGAAACACAACAAUUAGAAAUUAUCCAGGGAAGUGAAGGAGAAACAGCAGAAGUAGAUAUUUCUUCUCAGCCACAGAUACUUAUCACUCAGGGCUCUGGGACUGGUAGAGAUGAAGGUAAGAGUACCCAUGUUAAUGAUUUAGGUUUGUGUGAAGACAGAUUGUUAUUUAAGCUAAAAGUAAUCCCCAGAACCACUAGUAAGCAGGGCUCCACACUGAGACCAGGUUAGUUACCAUGAGAUGAAGAAAAGAGAAUUUUGAGUCUAAAUUUGCAACCUGGUAAGUUCCCAACCUGGUGAACUAUAAACUUGCAAAACAUUUCUGUCUCAAUUUUUUUCUGUCUUUUUUUUUUUUUUUUUUUUUUCUUCCUCUUGGGACUAGAACUUUAUGUAUGCUGACUAUUUUAUGAUUUUAAGCUACCAAAACAAAUUUUAAAAAAAGUUGAACUUGAGCCUUGGUAUCAUUGAUUCUCUUUACAGUAAUUUUUGUUUAAAACAAGGAAACAAGUAAUUAAAUUGAGGAAAUUACCAACUGGGAGAUGUUGUCUUAAUAUAAAUCCAACCAACCAAGUAGCAUGUGGUCCUUAGACAGCUUUAAGGAUGAAAAGGAUUAUUAUGUAUUAUAAGUGUCUUCCUUUUGAAAAAGGGGUGUCUUUAUUGAUUUUCACAAUUUUUAUACCUUCUUUUUGCAAUGAUUUCCACACAGGUCAAGUUGUAAUAGUUGUGAAUGCCAGCAGUUUCUUCUCUGGUCAAUCAGAUUCUGAGACACCAACAACACUCUCUUUAACCAUACCAGCAUCACAGGUGGCAAGCUUGAGCCAUGCUUCACUACAUUCUGCAGCUGGUUCACAAGCAGUAGCAUUCAUUCCGCAAGCCAACACAACAGCCCAGACACAGGGGUCAGCAGCAACCCCCCAAACUGUUGCAUUCAUUCCACAAGCACUGGACAGCAGUCGUGGUGCUGUGGCUUUCUUAACAUCUCAACAAACGGACAGUAUCAACCAAGUGCCUGUGUCUGCAGCUUACCUUGCAACUCAUGGACAGUCAGGUAACAUUUUGAGCAUGCUCGACUCUGCACUGCAGGCAUCUGCAGGAGGUACUAGCCCUGUGAUUAGAGUUGGUUCAAACCUUGGAACAGUCCAGAUAGCAGACAGCAGUCAGGCACACGAUUCUGGUAAUUCUCUUUGGAAUCGAUUUUUUAUUUGUCCUAUGCUGGUAAAAAAUGUUAAGGUUGUUUCUUUUAUUUAAUCUUGUUUUGUCCUUCAGUCUAGUUACCCUCAAAACUUUGCAUGUGUCAAUAUCCAUAUAACUAUGCCAUGUGAAAAUAGGUACGAUAACUACACGCUGUCCGGGAGAUAGCUACAAAAUAAUAUUAUAUGAAUAAUAAGUCUGCCCACGCCCUUCCUUAUUUUUUUUUCCUGGGAAAAAUGGAAGACCGACUCCAUAGGCCACCAGCAGAAACUGAGCCUGUGUUACACAGAAUCGCGCAAAACUGGAGCAAUUUUCACAUGAAUAUAGAGGUUUGCAUUGGUUUUGCCUCUCUACGGUCUUUGAUUUGUCGAGAAAAUUCGCGCCACUCUUUUGGCCAAUGAUAUCCUAAACCAAAACCAAUCGAGAUUCGGUCACUCGUGUUUUCCCGCACUUCAAGCAGUUUGCUCAUUUUUACUUUGAGUUAUCGUCUGCUCUCUAUUUUCUCAUUAAAUCAAUCUCUUAAAGAUCCGAGCCAGGAUUCGACGCGUUCAUUUAAACUUGCUAGAGCUUUAUGUGAAAAUUUCACUUUUUUUUAGUUCCAGGGCAGGUGAUGACGGCCCAAGCAGCUGUUGAAGCUGUUCUCAGUGCAGCAACAUCCAGGGAAGACACAAAACAAGCUAAUUGUGAAGAAGAGAGCGUCGAGGGUGAACCGCAAACCAAGCGCCAGGCUCUUGGAAUGGACUUUACGUCACUGGUUAAGGAAGUCGUCUUUGAUGAUCAACAGGUACCACGUUUCGAAGGAGUUUUAUGCGCCAGAAACCAUCACGUACCCCUAUGCAAAAAGAGAGUUCUCUCUGUCUUUUCCCUCAUUAAUGUAAUUUCUAAUUGACCAUUUCAUGCAAUUGUAACAAAAACCUUAAAUUUCCUGUAGGCUGACGGACAAGCAGAGAGUGAAAGAACAAGUGAACAGUCACCAGUGGUUAACGCGCCAACGUCUACCACUGUACAGGCAGCUGGAAACACACAGCUUAACAGUCUAUCACAAACUGAUGUGAGUGAGAAUUUUCUUACCAUGGAAACACGACCAAUGGACAUGGUGACCGAAUCAGUUUUGCAGUCACUACCGGGUGGACAGGGAGUUGUGAGAGAUUAUAGUGAAAACAGUGACUCUUUACUUGGAAACCAAGAGGAGAAACUUGUCGCACAGAGUGCCCAGUCUUUCACAGCUCCCGUGCAAAUCACAGGGACGCCACAACAAACUAAUGCGCAGUUUGCUACCGAUAUUUGUGGAGUUUCUCAAACAGAGUCUGCCCCCUUAGAAACCGCGCAAGGUGUCUGUACUCCAAUGGAAGCAGCUUCUGACGAAGCUAAACAACUUACAGUUGAAGAUGACAACAGUUUGAUCACAACAGGCGAAGAACAUGGUAUUCAAGACUACAGCAUGCAAACUCCGUCCACAGAAUCCACCAGUAACAGUGAACAUAUGAACAUGCCACUUGUGUUUGAAAGUGACCAACAGUUGGCUGAGAACACAGCUGCUGUUGCUUCUCACUCGAGUGCUGUUCCCACCCUUAAUAACCCUGAAGUUUUUACUUAGUAAACUAAAAGGAAAAAAAACAUUUCGUGUUUCAUACGUGAACAUUCGUGAAAGUUUCGGUAUAUUAUCGUAAAUAUGACUUGUGUUGAACACAUUGUUGGACUGAAUUGAAAGAUUCCUACUCAGCCAUUUUGGCUUCACAGCUCUUAAAUUCAUUGUUGAACAUGUCGCCCAAGAUAAGAAAUUAAAACUGUAGCCGCAUCCAGGUUCCACUAGACUACUGCUGUGAUCAAGUGACAGUUCACGUCUGAGCUAUAAUAAUACGAAAUAUGUUUUAUGCCAAAUUGCGUAUAACGACAGAUGAUUUUUGGUGUUGUAGCCUGACGGAGUUAAACUAACUACCGAGAUCGUAGCUCUAAUCGUACCAAUAAUAAACAGGAGUCCGUUUUUAAUUAACCCUUGACACCC
Pocillopora meandrina is the source of this 6888-nucleotide messenger RNA. Lineage: Eukaryota; Metazoa; Cnidaria; Anthozoa; Scleractinia; Pocilloporidae. The record is from the annotation of a GenBank genome assembly.